UCACACUUUCACUCAUUUUGUUUUCUUGUGUUCCGGACGUGAGGGUGGAGGGGGGGUCCCAUCAGCAUUUCAUCUCCCCGGCUUUGCUCUUUUCCCCAUGCUUCAAAUCUCUGUACUGCCUGCGAGCGAGCAACAAAAACCUCUCUUUGAAUCCAAGUCUCUCUCUCUCUCUGUUUCUCUGUGUUUCUCUCUCUACCCCCACAUCUGGGUGUGCAAGUGUACUCCUCCCUUCCUUUAACUUCAAGUCCAUCUCCUGCAUUUUGUCAGUGCACAUUCUUGGUUACUUGGGUUUGGUGGGUAGUUACCAAAUCUUGGAUUCGAACUCUCUCUCUCCGGGUCUUCUUCGCUGGCUGCGCCGAAGCUCUCCUUCUUUCUUCUCCUCUGCUGGGGGAUUGCAGCUUUAGGACUUAACAGAUAGUAGCUUCAUCUUUUGGUUUUUUGUCUUUUAAGCUUUUUCUUUCCAAUCCCAUCUUGAGCGAAUCUGGGGGGCUUUUUCCACCUGGAUUUCUUGUUUUCUUUGUUUGGUCGGUGUGAUCUUGUUUGGGGUUUCUUGAGCGACAGCGGGUUGUUUUAGUGUAGAGAUUUGUGAAGAAAUGAGAGCAGUCGGUGCAGUUGGGACUCUGUUUGUUGUUUUUGGGGUUCUGCUGGUGACUUGCGAUUCUUUUGCGCCAUACGAAGGUUGGGCACUAAUUACUUUCAAGGAGGCCAUCUAUGAGGACCCCAAUAUGGCUUUGUCCAACUGGAAUGCCCUAGAUGCAGAUCCUUGUGACUGGUCUGGCGUCUCUUGUUCGGCUGCUCGGGACCAUGUACUCAAAAUAAACAUUUCAAAUUCGGGUUUGAAGGGGUUUCUUACGCCAGAUCUCGGUCACCUCACCUACUUACAGGAAUUAAUUUUGCACAAUAACAACCUGAUCGGGACAAUUCCAAAAGAAAUCGGAAUGUUGAAGAACCUUAAAGUCUUGGAUUUGGGGAUGAAUCAAUUAUCAGGCACAAUACCUCCUGAGAUGGGGAACCUGACAAAUCUUAUUAGAAUAAAUCUAGAGUCCAAUGGCCUGACUGGCAUGAUGCCUCAAGAACUUGGAAAUUUAAAGUAUCUCGAGGAACUUCUGUUGGACAGGAAUAAGCUUCAAGGAAAUGUUCCUGCUGAAAGCAGCAUCAAUUUCACAUCAAAUGUACAGGGCAUGUAUGCCUCAAAUGCAACUUCAAGUGGCUUAUGUCGCUUAUCCCAGUUGAAGGUGGCAGAUUUUUCAUUUAAUUUUUUGGUGGGGGGCAUACCGAAAUGCCUGGAGUAUCUUCCAAGUGUGAGCUUUCAAGGAAAUUGCCUUCAAAAUAAAGAUGCCAAGCAGCGUUCCGGUGCACAGUGUGGUGCUUCUCCACCCGGCAAAAGCCAUUCAGGUGGCGGUCCAAAAAAUCACUCUGCCAAAGAUAAAGCCAAGCGUGAGAGAACAUCAAGACCUGGCUGGUUAUUGGCUUUAGAGAUUGUGACGGGAACUAUGGUGGGGACUCUGUUUCUCAUUGCUCUUCUGACUGGUCUUCAGAGAUGCAAUAGCAAGCCGUCCAUCAUCAUACCCUGGAAGAAAUCGGCCAGUGAGAAGGACCAUAUUUCUGUAUACGUAGAUUCUGAUGCGUUGAAGGACGUAAUGAGAUUUAGCAGACAAGAGCUAGAAGUAGCUUGUGAAGACUUCAGCAAUAUUAUUGGUUCAUCACCUGAUAGUUUGGUUUACAAGGGCACCAUUAAAGGCGGUCCUGAGAUUGCCGUAAUAUCGCUUUGCAUCAAAGAAGAGCAUUGGACAGGUUAUCUAGAACUCUACUUCCAAAGAGAGGUAGCAGAUUUAGCUAGACUGAAUCAUGAUAAUACAGGAAGAUUGUUGGGCUACUGCAAGGAAAGUACACCUUUCACACGGAUGCUUGUUUUUGAGUAUGCAUCCAAUGGGACACUUUAUGAACACCUUCAUUAUGGAGAAGGCUGCCAAUUAUCUUGGACACGGCGUAUGAAAAUAGUCUUGGGCAUUGCUCGUGGGUUGAAGUAUCUUCAUGAGCUUGACCCACCCUUUACUAUAUCUGAGUUGAAUUCCAGUGCCGUAUAUCUAACAGAAGAUUUUUACCCCAAGCUUGUCGAUUUCGAGAGUUGGAAGACGAUUCUUGCGAGAUCAGAAAAGCAUUCGGGAUCUAUUGACAGUCAGGGCUCAAUUUGUGUUCUUGCCAAUUCCUUAGAAGGACGCCAUGAGGAUAUUCAGGGAAAUAUCUAUGCUUUUGGGGUACUUCUGCUGGAAAUAGUGAGCGGAAGACCUCCAUACUGCAAGGACAAAGGGAGCUUGGUAAAUUGGGCUAAGGAAUAUCUCGAACUGCCAGAAGUAAUGUCCUACGUGGUUGACCCUGAGUUGAAACAUUUCCAGUAUGAGGACCUUAAAGCGGUGUGCGAGGUGGUGAACUUAUGCCUAAAUCCAGAUACUACCAAGCGGCCUUUGAUGCAAGAAAUAAGCUCCAUGUUGGAGACCCGGAUCGACACAUCUUUUUCUGCCGAGCUGAAGUCGUCGUCUUUGGCAUGGGCUGAGCUUGCGCUUUCAUCAUAGCAGAGCUGAAGUUUGAUUUGAAAAGCUAACAUACUGUAAAUCAGGAACAUAUAAGUGUAAUACUCGUCAUUGAUACCUCAUCUCUCAAUUUUCUUACUGGUUCAUGUAAAUGUUUCGAGUGCUAGAAGGAAAAACAAAGAAUGUUGAGCUUGACAGUGUACUCCGUAUGUACCAUUUAUUGAUGGGUACAGUUCUGAAGCUACAACCAAUGGAUUAGGAUGUCUUGAGCUUCUUCCCCAAUAUAAUCCUUGGCUUAGGCUCAAA
Messenger RNA from Eucalyptus grandis, 2837 nucleotides. RefSeq names its product probable LRR receptor-like serine/threonine-protein kinase At1g63430. Gene Ontology annotation, molecular function: ATP binding; protein binding; protein kinase activity. The transcript has 13 exons. Bases 594 to 2573 code for a protein of 659 amino acids. Gene Ontology annotation, biological process: protein phosphorylation. The record is from RefSeq and is a predicted model, not a curated record. Lineage: Eukaryota; Viridiplantae; Streptophyta; Magnoliopsida; Myrtales; Myrtaceae.